Messenger RNA from Lathyrus oleraceus (garden pea), 1161 nucleotides. Its product is annotated as F-box/FBD/LRR-repeat protein At1g16930. The record is from RefSeq and is a predicted model, not a curated record. Gene Ontology annotation, molecular function: protein binding. The transcript is spliced from 3 exons. NCBI's taxonomy places the organism in Eukaryota, Viridiplantae, Streptophyta, Magnoliopsida, Fabales, Fabaceae. The coding region runs from base 1 to 1161 and encodes 386 amino acids.
AUGGCGGAUAGAAUAAGCAGUUUACCAGACUCGAUUCUCUGUCACAUUCUCUCUUUUCUGCAAACCAAACAUGCAGUUGCCACCAGCAUUCUCUCAAAGAGAUGGAACAAUCUCUGGCUAUCGGUUCCUUCUUUGGACUUAGGUCAUAUUCGAGUCCCUGAUCAUAACUCCUUUCUUCGAUUCAUCAAUUUCGUAUACCUUUUUUUUCUCUAUCGAGAUACCGCACUUCCGAUUAAGACCUUCCACCUUAAUUUUGACUACAGUCGUCAUCAAACUCCUCUAUUCUCUCACUGUCCCAUGGACACUAUCACCAAUUGGAUCAACUUUGUUGUACAACACCGCGUCGAGUACAUUCAUCUCUCCGUCGAAACAGGAACUUUUCCCAAAACGCCGCUCAGUAUUCUCACAUGCAACACCCUUGUGGUUCUCAAGCUUUGUUUUUUAAGCUUGGGAGGAAGGUUUUCUUCUGUUUUACUUCCGUCUCUUAAAACCCUUCAUUUUGAACAUAUCUGGCUCCACAAACUUCGAGAUUUUAUGCUGUUUUUAACUGGAUGUCCAAUUCUUGAGGAUAUAUUCACAUUUGAUGUGAGAGUUAAUUCUGUUGAAUCUCUUACCUAUGACGAGUGGAAGAGCGUUGUCUUAAGUAACAUUAUCGGAGCUGAUAUUCUUCGCUUUGGUUAUUUUCCGUUGAGAAUUGUUCAUAAUGUACAAUCUCUGAGCUCUGAUUUCCAUCAGGUGCAUGGUGUUGAUGGUUUCAUUAGUUUUCAUAAUUUGACCCAACUUCAGUUUGUUUGCGCUUCUCCCCGAUAUAAUUGGAAAUUCGUACUACAACUUCUCAAGCAUUGUCCUAAGCUUCAAAAGUUUGGCAUUAACGAGGUUAAGCUAGAUGGGGGAUUAUGGUGGCCUAACAAAGAAAAUUGGGUGAUUCCAGAUGUUGUUCCACAAUGCCUUUCAUUACACCUUACAACUUGCAACCUUUUGAGUUUCUCAGGCCUAGAAGGUGAGCUUAAGCUAGCAAAGUACAUUUUAAAAAAUGCAAAAGUUUUGGAAACCAUGACAAUCAGGAAUGCUGAUCAACCCCGAAUAGAAAGAGUACUAUCCUCAUGCACGAGGGCCUCUGAGACGAGUAAAAUUACAGUUUAUGAUGUUCCAUGUAAGUAG